UCACAUGAUCGUUAAAGGCGGAAGUGCCUGGCGACGCAACAGAGCCAGUGUUCCUUUGCGCAGCAUUUCACGGCGUAUAUGUGCGAGAAGUCGAGCUGUCGCCGCGUUUCAGCACUUUACGAUUAGAUUUUGAGAAUGGCUUCAAGAUCGAUGGCAUUAUGGAGAUUGUUUGCAGUCUGCGUCAUCAUGUGGAACAGCGGGGUUUGUGAUCAAACUGGCCGGCAAAAGGGACCCAACAUCGUAUUGAUCCUCACCGAUGACUUGGAUAUCGCAAUGGGAGGUUUGAGUCCACUGGACAAAACUAAAAAGCUUAUUGGUGAUAUGGGAAUAUCAUUUUCAAAUGCAUAUGUGGCGAGCCCACUGUGCUGCCCCAGUCGAGCCAGCAUCCUGACUGGCAAGUACCCCCACAACCAUCACGUCAUCAACAACACAUUAGAGGGCAACUGCAGCAGCACGGCCUGGCAGAAGAGCGAGGAGGGACAAACCUUCCCUGCCUUGCUGAAGAGCAAUGCCAGCUACCAGACGUUCUUCGCAGGGAAAUACCUCAACCAGUAUGGAAAUCCAGAAGCAGGUGGAGUGGAGCACGUACCUCCGGGCUGGAACCUCUGGGUUGGACUGGAGAAAAACUCUAAAUACUACAACUACAGCCUGUCUGUGAACGGGAAACGGCAAAAACAUGGGGCGGAUUACAGCAAGGACUACCUGACCGACGUGCUGGCCAACAUGUCGAUCAGCUUCCUUCAAAAUAAGAUCAAGAACCAGCCGUUUUUCAUGAUGGUGUCCACCCCAGCCCCGCACUCACCCUGGACUGCAGCCCCUCAGUACCAGGACCGCUUUAACACCACCAAGGCGCCCAGAGAUCCAAACUUUAACAUCCACGGCAAGGAUAAACACUGGCUCAUCCGCCAGGCAAAGACACCAAUGAGCAACUCUUCAGUGCAGUUUCUGGACAACGCCUUCAAAAAAAGGUGGCAAACUCUGCUGUCUGUGGACGACCUGGUGGAGAAAAUAGUGAAGGGACUCGAGGUCAGCGGGGAACUGGACAACACAUACAUCUUCUUUACCUCAGAUAACGGCUACCACACAGGCCAGUUCUCACUUCCCUUGGACAAGAGGCAGCUCUACGAGUUUGACAUCAGAGUUCCUCUCAUGGUCCGAGGGCCCGGUAUCAAACCCAAUCAGACCAGCAAGAUGCUGGUGGCGAACGUCGACCUUGGCCCGACCAUCCUUGACAUCGCCGGUGUCAACAUCAGCCUGACCAAAAUGGAUGGGAUGUCUUUCCUGCCCAUCAUGGAGGGAAAGAUGAACAGCAGCUGGCGGACUGACAUCCUGGUGGAGUAUGAGGGAGAAGGACACAACACCUCGGACCCAGACUGCCCCCUGCUGGGACCAGGCGUGUCGGAGUGUUUUCCUGACUGUGUUUGUGAGGACUCCUAUAACAACACAUACGCCUGUGUUCGCACCAUCGCCCCCACUGUUAACCUCCAGUACUGUGAAUUUGAUGAUGAUGAGGUUUUUGUGGAGGUCUACAACAUGACUGCAGACCCAUACCAGCUGACCAAUAUUGCCAAGUCUAUCGACCAGGAAGUCCUGGAAAAGAUGAACCACAGAUUGAUGAUGCUGCAGUCUUGUUCCGGGCAGUCGUGCAGGACCCCUGGAGUUUACGAUACCAGGUAUAGAUUUGACCCGCGGCAGAUGUUCACCAUCAACAGCCGGAGGCUCGGCAGGAUCAGACAGAUGUUGAAGUAGAAAGUCUAUUUUGUAAUCAGCCUUUUUCUGCUGUUGUUGCCUUGUUUGGGGGGCCUUGUGAGUCAGUCUCUUCACAGACGGAUGGGGAAGGGAUAGACAUAGCUUUUGGAAUUGUUGCCAUGGAGACAGAGGCUUGGCGGCUGAGGAGCUGCUCGCACCUGUCACUGUCUGGGCUGCUGGUCGGUUUCACACUGAAGCCAAAUUUGCGUCGUUGUGGGUUCACUUGUGGAAGCUGUUUAUUCAAAUGCUUUUUGUUCUUUAAAAAUCCUAGAAAUAUCUGACAAAGCCAAAAUUCUCUCUGCACACUGAGAAAUCAAAACACUGCCUACUGGUGGACUUUGGUGCAUUGGGGUCUUCCCACUGGUUCACAGCACAGUUUGGCCACCAAAUGUUUGUUGUUAAUCCAGUUACGGACCAUUCAACAGUGGCUUGGUGUUGAUGUCUUAUUAAUGCCUGUCCAUGUAGUCAGUCCUAAGAUGGAGUCUACAAUAUCGCUAAACAAAAAUGACCAUUACUCAUGUGCCGUAUGAUAUUGCCAUGGUUAAUAAAACAUGCAAAAGUUUAAUGCUAUUUCAUAUCAGUACUGACACCGAUCACCUCCAUUUUGCAUAGGUGUGCAGCCAUUGUAAAUUCAUUAUUUCUUUUAAUGUUUCAGGUUAAUGAUAAAUGACAUUGUUGCCUUGUCAAUUUGUGAUGCUUUGCAAAAUUAUCAGCAAUUCUAUGACAAGAAUCUGUGCGAUGCAGUUGACGUUCAGAUGAAAAUGUAAUGUAAUAUCGAUAAGAAUAAUUAUUCAUGGGAAACUAUUAAAAGAAUAAAAUAAACUGGGACUGUAAAACGGUGGCUCAUGAGGGAAAACAUAUACAAAUUAUUAACCAUUAUAGAAAUGGAAUCAAUAGAAAUGAGGAGAAAAAGUUGCCAAUACAUCCAAAUAAAUUGGUGAAUUUGUACGUCCCAUUUAGGUUGUUCUUCAAGGUGCCUUAACUAAGUCACUCACAGUCUGUUGAUGUUGUACCAGCUUUGGCAAGUAGACAGGGUCCUUUUGAAUCCAUCAAAUGUGAGGAUAAUCUGAAUUCAAAAUUGUCAUCUCAAUGCACCAAAAUCUUCAUAUUCAACUAAACCAAAGUAAAUAUAUUUCUUACACAUCUGCCUCUGUCCCUUAAAUAUUUUUAUAUAAGCAUACAAAACUAGCAAGGAGUUUGCAGUAAUAAUUUGAUGAACGACAUGGUACGCACAAUAAAGGGGAAGUUGAAUUGUGACUUUACAGAUGAUGUAGUUUGUUUGAAAGUAUGGAGUGAGUUUUUGUGGUUUCAAAUUCAAACCUUUUAUCAGACAAUGUUCCUUACUUGUUAAUGUCACAUCAAUUCAAGUCACAUAUCUGAAAUCAUAAAGUUCACAGUUUAUAGCGUGUUGCUGUUUGAUGGCCGACAGAUAAAUACGUCUAUUUUUAAAACGUCUAUUUUUCCUCACUUUCUGUGUGUUGUAGCUGCAAAGGGUUAGCGAACACAAGAUGUCCAUUUAUUAAGUUUAGCAGAGCCCAGAGAUCAACUGUGAAUUAUUCUCUGACUGACAGGAAGUGAAAAGUAGCCUCUUGGUGUUUCCUCAUCUUCCUCUGCAAAAUGUGAUUUUCGGAAUAACGCAAACUGCUUUUCCUCCGUGCUGUCAGUCCUGGACCUUUAACUCAUUCUGUUUCAUGUGAGACUUAUGUUUUGUUUUGUUUUGUUUUAAAGCACCUCUGGAAUUAAUUUUACUGAUGCACUUUCUAAUUGUGAUGAAGACGAUGAUGAUUAAAAUGUUGUUUUUGUGCUUCUUUAUUCGUCCAAAUAAAUUCUCUAGAUGUGA
Molecule: messenger RNA, 3589 nt
Organism: Synchiropus splendidus (mandarinfish)
Lineage: Eukaryota; Metazoa; Chordata; Actinopteri; Syngnathiformes; Callionymidae
Gene: gnsa
Product: glucosamine (N-acetyl)-6-sulfatase a
Exons: 14
Coding region: 136-1749 (537 amino acids)
Biological process (GO): glycosaminoglycan metabolic process
Molecular function (GO): glycosaminoglycan binding; N-acetylglucosamine-6-sulfatase activity
Source: RefSeq, a predicted model, not a curated record